Phoenix dactylifera (date palm) is the source of this 980-nucleotide messenger RNA. RefSeq names its product JOSEPHIN-like protein (gene JOSL). Gene Ontology annotation, biological process: protein deubiquitination. Gene Ontology annotation, molecular function: cysteine-type deubiquitinase activity. Lineage: Eukaryota; Viridiplantae; Streptophyta; Magnoliopsida; Arecales; Arecaceae. The record is from RefSeq and is a predicted model, not a curated record.
GGUUCGUUUGGACGCUCCGCUCCCGUAAUUCCCCUCAUUCCUCGUCGCCUCCUCGACGCUCCGACAUCUCCGUCGCCGGCGUGAACGGAAGACGGCCGGCAGCGAGCCUCCAGCCACCAGCCAUCCGAGGAUUCAACUGUUAAGCCAUACAAACUCGCUACUAAUGGUAAAAAGGUGCAACAUUAUAGGGAUCUGCUAGGUGUGAAGUGCAUAGUCCCAGUAAUUAAAAUACAGCAGCUGCAUUACAUCAGCUUUUCGGAAGCUGCUCUGGUAGAAUGAGAUAAUGAGGGUGUCUGGUGUUGGAGAUGGAUAAGGGGAGAAUCUAGUUUAUGUAUAUCUGUUUGAAAAAGGUGGCUAUGGAGGUGAAACAAAUCUAUCAUGAGAAGCAGAGGUUACAAUUUUGUCUGUUGCAUGCGCUAAAUAACCUGCUUCAGGAAAAGGACUCAUUCACUCGAGUUGAGUUGGAUGCCAUUGCUGAUAAACUUGUGAUUGAAGAUCCUAACAGGGAUUCAUGGACUCCUCUAUCGAUAAUUUUUAAGCCCCACCAUAACGUGUUGACUGGAAACUAUGAUGUGAAUGUACUCAUCACAGCACUAGAGUCGAGAAGGAAAAGAGUAGUCUGGCAUGAUCAUCGAAAUGGAGCUUCUUCAGUCAACCUCUCUGGAGAAACUUUGAUGGGAAUCAUGCUUAACAUUCCUGUCAGGAAGUUUGGUGGACUUUGGAGGGGUAGGCAUUGGGUUGCAUUGCGAAGCAUUGGUGGUGUUUGGUAUAACCUUGACAGUGAUCUUUCUUCACCCCAGCCAUUUCAGCGCGAGGAAGAAGUAAAACAGUUCUUGGAUAACGUAAUCAGUCAGGGUGGAGAAUUGUUGCUUGUGUUGAAUGACAGAGUCUGAGGAAUACUUUAGCAAUCACAGUUGUUGAAAUCAAACCCAUGAUCAGUUACAUCUUUGAAAUCAUGGCAUUAUUUCAGAAGAGAAUGA